UAGUCUCUCUACCAACCGGAAAUUGGACAAAAUUGAGCUGUUCACUCGCAUCUUGUGAGUUUAUCUUGAGAGAAUACAAAGUUUCGACAGUAUUACGGUCACAGCAUGUCAGACAAAGCGGAUGUUAAUCUAACUGGAGUCAAACAAAGUCAAGGCGUGUGGCUUGUUAAGGUUCCCAAGUAUUUAUCACAGCAAUGGGACAAGGCCACUGAGAAAGGAGAAGUUGGAAAGAUAAGCAUCGCAAAGAAGCAAGGCAAGACAGAGGUAAGUUUCAGCCUGAGUGAGGAGCUGACGGCCCUGGUUGCUGUGGGGGAGAAGGAUGCAUCACUGCAGGUUCCAAGGGAGCAUCCCUUCACUAUGCACACAGUGGGUGGACAGACCAUGGCUGUCUUCAGUCAGAGUGACGCAGAUGAAAUCAGUCUGGAGGGGAUGGUGGUGCACAGAGCUGAAUGCAGACCGGUCGUCAAUGACAACUACAUGAAGCUGAAGAAGCUGCAGAUUAAAGAGUCCACCAAGUCUCCACGUUUGUCGCAGCAGCUGGAGAGAGCCAUCACCACCGUUUUCAAGCCUGUGGCCAACCACGAUUUCAAUGUGCUGCAUGAGAAGAAGAAGAAGUCUGAGGGGAAGAUGGUGCGGGCCGAGCGGCAGGUCGUGUUGGACAUGCUCUUCUCUGCCUUUGAGAAGCACCAAUACUACAACAUUAAAGACUUGGUGGACAUUACCAAACAACCUGUGACCUACCUGAAAGAAAUCAUGAAGGAAAUUGGCACGUACAACAACAAGGGAACUCACAAAAGCACCUGGGAGCUGAAGGCAGAGUACCGACACUACCAGUCUGCUGAGGAAGAGGAGGAGAUGCAGACUGCGUAGCUCCAGCAGGUCCUCCGACCAGGACUGCUCAGUGAUGUUAGUCUCUUCACUCAGGAAGAGCAGAGAUGAGAUAUUUAUUGUCUUCCUGUGUAUAAAUUUCACAAAGGAUAUGCAGGUUGUCACACAUGCAGGUAGUGUGUGAUGUCUUUGAGUUCAUCAUUUUUUUGUAUUUGUUACCUUAAUCACGCCUACACAGCUAUUUCCUGGGGAAUGUUUUUGUUUGGCAUAAUUCAUAAUCAUACAUUUGUUCCUCUGCAUAUUAAUUAACUGUUUGAUUUAGACCAAACUUUACUUUCAACAUGUUUAUGUUUCGACACACAAGACAUGAAGCUCCUGCUGCCUGACGAUGAACUCCAGCAAGACGGUCUUCUUCAUAUUUAUGCCGAUGAAUUAGUUUUCCUUGUGUUCGCUGUCAAAAGUCUGUCCAUGUUGAACUUUCAUACUGAAUAAAUCCUGCGAACCUUGA
This is a messenger RNA of Acanthopagrus latus (yellowfin seabream), 1336 nucleotides long. RefSeq names its product general transcription factor IIF subunit 2-like. Bases 106 to 870 code for a protein of 254 amino acids. The transcript is spliced from 8 exons. Gene Ontology annotation, biological process: transcription by RNA polymerase II; transcription initiation at RNA polymerase II promoter. Lineage: Eukaryota; Metazoa; Chordata; Actinopteri; Spariformes; Sparidae. Gene Ontology annotation, cellular component: transcription factor TFIIF complex. The record is from RefSeq and is a predicted model, not a curated record.